ACUUCGCAGAGUCCCGCGAGCUGCUUCUCCCCUUCCCACUCUUAUUGGUCCAGCCUAGCUGCCAUUCGGGAGCAAGGAGGAGAAGUUUCUUACUGAUUGGUGGGUUCCGUUUGGCGCCAACUAGGAAAGGGGGGCGGGGCAGCGGCGGUCUCCAGUAAGCAGCUAUUACCGCGAAAGGCCUUCUCUCCGCAGCGACAGCCCGGGGCAGGAGGUGAAAGUCGACUUGGUUCUUUGAGAUCCCGGGCUGGGCAAAGGUGUGAGAAAAAAGCUAAGAGAGUGUGAGCCCGGGCCGUUGCCUCUCGGCUCUCUCCCCUCCCGACCUGCCGCGUUUGUUUGGAUUUAAUCUUCAGGUUGCGGGCGCUCGCCCGCCCGCUGGCCUCGCGGGGUGAGAGGGAAGCACCCGUGUAUGUGGCUGGCGCCUGCCGGGUCCGGACACCCGCCGGUCGGUGCCGGCAGCCGCGUCUCUGAACCGCGGGGUCGUGUUUGUGUUUGACCCGCGGGCGUCCGCGGCGGGGCGCGCGGCUGAGGCCAGUGCCGGCGGGGCGGGGCGGGCGCGGCGGAGGCGGAGAAAGAGAGAGCGGGAGCCCUGGGAGGCCUGGCGCAGCCAUGGAACUGGGCCCGGAGCCCCCGCACCGCCGCCGCCUGCUCUUCGCCUGCAGCCCCCCUCCCACGCCGCAGCCCGUCGUGAAGUCGCUGUUUGGCGCUACAGCCGCCGGGGGCCUGUCGCCUGUCACCAACCUGACGGUCACCAUGGAUCAGUUGCAGGGGCUGGGCAGUGAGUAUGAACAGCCACUGGAGGUGAGAAACAACAGUUUGCAGAGAAUGGGCUCCUCUGAGUCAACGGAUUCAGGUUUCUGUCUGGAUUCUCCUGGGCCCUUGGACAGUAAAGAAAACCUUGAAAAUCCCAUGAGGAGAAUAAAUUCCCUACCUAAGCUCUUGGGGUGUAGCCCAGCUCUGAAGAGGAGCCAUUCUGAUUCUCUUGACCGUGAUGUCUUUCAGCUGAUGGACCAGGAUGAGAACAAGGAAAACGAAGCCUUUGAGUUUAAGAAGCCAAUAAGACCUGCAUCUCGUGGCUGCCUGCACCCUCAUGGACUUGAGGAGGGUAAAGAUCUCUUCACACAGAGGCAGAACUCGGCCCCAGCUCGGAUGUUUUCCUCAAAUGAAAGAGAUAGUAGCGAACCAGGGAAUUUCAUUCCUCUUUUUAUGCCCCAAUCACCUGUGACUGCCACUUUGUCUGAUGAGGAUGAUGGCUUCAUGGACCUUCUUGAUGGAGAGAAUCUGAAGAAUGAUGAAGAGACCUCGUCCUGCAUGGCAAGCCUCUGGACAGCUCCCCUUGUCAUGAGAAGAACUACCAACCUCGGCAAUCGAUGCAAGCUGUUUGACUCCUCUUCCCCAUGUAGCUCCACCAUGCGGUCAGUGUUGAAAAGAUCUGACCGAUCUCAAGAGGAGUCCCCGCCUGGAAACACGAAGCGGAGGAAGAGCAUGGCUUGGCCCAGUCCCGAAGAGGCAGCUAGUCCAGAGAAGCCCCAGGAGAUUCUACAUCAAUCUUCAUCCCUGGUAUCUUCCCCAAAAGGGACCAUUGAGAACAUUUUGGAUAAUGACCCAAGGGACCUUAUAGGAGACUUCUCCAAGGGUUAUCUCUUUCAUACAGUUGCUGGGAAACAUCAGGAUUUAAAAUACAUCUCUCCAGAAAUUAUGGCAUCUGUUUUGAAUGGCAAGUUUGCCAACCUCAUUAAAGAGUUUGUUAUCAUCGACUGCCGAUAUCCAUACGAAUAUGAGGGAGGUCACAUCAAGGGUGCAGUGAACUUGCACAUGGAAGAGGAGGUUGAAGACUUCUUACUCAAGAAGCCCAUCGUGCCCUCUGAUGGCAAGCGUGUCAUCGUGGUCUUCCACUGCGAGUUUUCUUCUGAACGAGGCCCUCGCAUGUGCCGCUACGUGAGAGAGAGAGAUCGGCUUGGUAACGAGUACCCCAGACUCCACUACCCUGAGCUGUAUGUCCUGAAGGGCGGAUACAAGGAGUUCUUCCUGAAAUGCCAGUCCCACUGUGAGCCCCCCAGCUACCGGCCCAUGCAUCAUGAGGACUUUAAAGAAGACCUGAAGAAGUUCCGCACCAAGAGCCGGACCUGGGCAGGGGAGAAGAGCAAGAGGGAGAUGUACAGCCGCCUGAAGAAGCUCUGAGGACAGCAGCAGCCCGCCCUCCCCCCUCCGCUCUGCUGCAGAGACACUGGAGUGAAGGGACCAGCUGUGUGACAUUUGGAGAGAGGGCCUGGGGCUUCCCGCCUUAAACCCACCUGCCACACUCCCAGGGGCGGAGCCCAGAGCAUCCUGCUGGCUACGCCUCUUCCGUCCCUGCACCAGGACAGUCUGCCAAGUCUGUCACAUGCCACAGCACACUUCCGAGCACCAAGAUGUUUUGGCAGCUCAUCCCACAGCUGGAGGAACCACCCAGGGCGUCCUUGCGCGCCAGCCCCUCAGGAGCGGGGCUGAGGGGUGGGUAGGAGAGUGGGAGUGGAGAGAAAUAACAGACGGACAUGCUGUUGGCCAAAUACCAAAGGCAGCCUGGGAAGAAGAUGGUCUUUGUGGGUUAACCCAUGUCUUUAAUUUAUUCAACCUCAUCAAUCACUUUAUUUUAUUAUUUUUUUUAACUCCUGGAGACUUAAUUUAACUGCUUCCUUGAUUCACAAUACUGCCAUUCUAGGUAGGAUUUCAUCAUCCCAAGGACUACCUCUGCUUUUAAUGAAAAAGGGAGAGUGGGGAGAAGAGGCAAACUUAAGUCGUGGACAGAACUAGGAGCUCUGUCACUCCCAGGAGGCGCUGUGGUACUGGGGCUGCUGCUACUUAAAGCCAAGGACUGAGGUACUGGUGGGAGCAGGCACUGGAUUCGGCCUUGGCUCCAGGACAUAAGCUAAACCUCCCAGACCUACCUUGAAGGCCACUGAGAUCUGUUUGGGGGGGGCGGGGGGUGACCCUGCUCUUUUUUGCCCCAGUUCUCUGUGAUGUUGGCUGGUAUAGGAGUCACAGGAAAGCACUUCUGGCAGCUUCCAUUGGGCCACCCCCAGGUCAGUGUUGGGACAUGGUAGCGUAGGUAUCCCAGACUAGAGGUGGCAAGCAUGGGUGGGCUCUGGGAUGGGGAAGGGGAGUAUACACUGAGUGUCUUCCUUCUAUUACUCUGAUACUCUGAUAGCUUGGAAUGUUCUAAAAAUAGUCAUUUUAUGAGUCAAGGAGUAUCAAAUCAGUGUUGGCUGGCCCAUCCAAGGGUGGGGAGAGGGGCUGGGAGCCCUGGGUGUGAAGAGAAGGGAGUGGGUCCUGGCAUAGAGAUAACUGUGGAAUGUGUUUCUCAGGAGGCAGCGUGGGGGAGUUGGAAGGUAAAACUCUGAGUUUAUCAUGUUUUAAUUUGAGGGACGGAGUGAUGCAUCAUCACCAGUUAGCUGCCUCCUCCUCUAACCCCAUGGAAGUAGGGGUCUCAGAGGAACACCUCCCAUCCGGGGAGCUGGGCUGACUUGAUUGGUUGUGGACAGGAAUGUUAGCUUCCUGCUCAUCCCCACCAUCAGGCGCUGGCCUCCUUUGCUCCAUUGGGGUGUAGCCAAGUUUGUCUUCUACGGAGAGUCAGUCUCCCCGCUUGCCUUGGCUUCCUAUUCUGGGGAUGGGGAGGGAACCAGUGAUACUGGAGAUGACUGGUUGCCAUGUUAAUGGGUUUGAGUUGCAUUUGGCUAUAAAACAAUCUUGUUAGAAAAAGUAUGUGGGGAGUAGGGGAACGGAAGGGUAGAGGGAGACCUUUCCCCACACUGAGACACAUCUCAGUUGAUCUCUAAUCUUGUUUGUAGGGAUUCUGUUGAAUCCCUGAAAAGGGAGGUGGGAUGGCCUCAGAUUGUACCAGCUUAGCUAGUAUUGCUAACUGUUGCAGGCUCUGAAAAUAAAAACAAUC
This is a messenger RNA of Hipposideros armiger (great roundleaf bat), 3925 nucleotides long. It is a transcript of the gene CDC25A, whose product is annotated as cell division cycle 25A. Gene Ontology annotation, biological process: positive regulation of G2/MI transition of meiotic cell cycle; positive regulation of G2/M transition of mitotic cell cycle; G2/M transition of mitotic cell cycle. The transcript is spliced from 15 exons. Lineage: Eukaryota; Metazoa; Chordata; Mammalia; Chiroptera; Hipposideridae. The record is from RefSeq and is a predicted model, not a curated record. Bases 607 to 2178 code for a protein of 523 amino acids. Gene Ontology annotation, molecular function: protein tyrosine phosphatase activity. Gene Ontology annotation, cellular component: cytoplasm; nucleus.